AUGAAAAACUUUUUAUUAAAUUUUAUAUUUUUAUUAUAUUUUAAUUUUUCAUAUUCUGCAUUUACAACAGAUUUUGGAAAUUGGUUAAGCUUACAUUUUGGUGAAAAUAUACGUCAAAAUCUGGAACGUUUAGAUUUAGGUGAUAAUGGUUCAUUUGGUGGAAAAAUAAAUGGGACAGAAAUUGCUAAUAAGCAACCUGUUAUUUUUGUACAUGGUGUUUCUAGUACUGCUGGUGAUAAAAUGAAAUUAUCAGCAAAUUUUUUUAAGAAACAUAGUUAUAAUAAUUAUGAAUUAUAUGGUACAACAUAUGCAAAUGGUGCUCAAGGGAAUCCAUUACAAUGGGCACAAUAUCAUAUGAGUUGUCAUUAUGUUAAAUUAAUUAGAGCAUUAAUUGUUGCUGUUAGAUUAUAUACAGGAAGAUCAGUUGAUGUUGUAUCAUAUUCACUUGGAGUUCCUAUAAGUAGAAAAGCUAUAUUAGGUGGAAGAUGUGUAGAUACUGGAGAAGAUUUAGGACAUCCAUUAACAAAAUUUAUUGAUACAUUUGUUGGUGUUGCUGGACCAAAUCAUGGAAUAAGUCUUCAAAUGGGUGUUCUUUCACUUCCUGGAUGUGCAUUAAGUGCAAUACCUAUUUGUAAUCAACUUACAGGUUUAUAUUCUGGUAACUGCCCAUAUGAAAGUUCAUUUCUUCAAGAUAUUAAUAGUAAUUAUAAAUAUGAAGGAAAAUAUAUUUAUUCAAUACAUAGUAAAGCUGAUCAUGUUGUAGGCUACAAAGUAUGCAAUUAUAUUACAACGCAAAUACCAGGUCAAACAGGUGAAAAAGUUUAUAUAGAUAAGAACCAUGAUGAUGUAUAUUAUCAUUCGUAUAAUAUACAAUUAAGAAUGGUACGUGAUCAUCUUAUACCAUAA
Molecule: messenger RNA, 906 nt
Organism: Strongyloides ratti
Lineage: Eukaryota; Metazoa; Nematoda; Chromadorea; Rhabditida; Strongyloididae
Product: Lipase EstA/Esterase EstB family-containing protein
Exons: 2
Coding region: 1-906 (301 amino acids)
Biological process (GO): lipid catabolic process
Molecular function (GO): lipase activity
Source: RefSeq, a predicted model, not a curated record